Molecule: messenger RNA, 3842 nt
Organism: Oldenlandia corymbosa var. corymbosa
Lineage: Eukaryota; Viridiplantae; Streptophyta; Magnoliopsida; Gentianales; Rubiaceae
Source: the annotation of a GenBank genome assembly
AAAAGAUACACAUAUGAAUAUCCCUUUCAAGAUGUAGAUUCCUUUUCAUCAGGGAAAUAAGUACUAGUAUUAUACCAGUAAUCAUGUGUUAGAUCAAACUGAUCACACAAUCUCACCUAAUUCUUUGAUUUUAAUCUAAUUAGAAGCCAGCUACGUUGUUCAAAGUUUGCAACUUCCAAAUUGCUCCUCCUCCCUGGCCUUCGCAAAAAUAAAUCCCAUCUUCUUCUGGUUCAGUUCAGUUUCUACUUUAGAAAAUUCCAAACAAUUUUGUUAUCCCAUUCAUCCAUGAUUAAUACGGUGGUUGGUCGCCUUGUCGACCUCAAACAGUCAGCCAUAAGACCACAAGAUUUUUCAGAUAAGUCAGAAAAAUCAGCACUUCCAAAACAGGGCAUACUGGCUUGGGCUGUUCUCCUUCCUCAUUCAAGCUUACAAUCUCUGCCCAGAAGAAGGGGAAUUUAUUUAUGGAAGGUGGAAAAGACUCGAACUUGAAAGGAAGUGCAGGUGAAGUGGUUGUAAUGAUCCCAAAUCCUCAAGCAACUCCGAAAUUGGGGAAACAAACUGGUGGGUCUGAUUCAUAUGCACAUUCCGAUACGAUAAAGCAGGACCCUUUAAAUAUUGAGUUAAUUGGAGGGCAGCAGGGUACUUCUGGAGGCCAAUUGAGCUCCAUUUCUCCAGGGACAAGCAGUUUCAGUCCAGUUCUGCAUCAGACUCCAACUGAAAAUAGCAUGAGACGAAGGCUGUUAAAACCUUUUAGAUCUCCCAAGCCUAAAUCAAGGCUUGUGGAACCGCCCCCUCCUCCCAAAUUGAAGCUUGUUGAGGAGAGAAUUCCUUCAACUUCACCCUACAGGAGCCCAAUGAGAAUGGCUUCCCCUGGUGGUGGUAAUUUAGGUAAUGUCAGGGCUAGUACCUCAGGUUUGGUUACUCCUAGGACACCGUUAAUGUCGUCGCAGGGGAAUGUGGAUGAGGAUGAUGAAGAUGAUGAUGAUGUCUACCAGGCUGGAUUCCUCCCAGAUGAGGCUGAAAAGAAAAAGCAUGGGAAAAAAGUAAAAUUUAUGAUUUUGAUUGAAUGGGUUGCGUUCUUUGUCAUAUUGGGUUUCUUGGUUGUUAGUUUAUGUGUUGAUAAGCUGGCUGGAUUGUAUGUUUGGGGUUUGCGCCUAUGGAGAUGGUCUGUGUUGGUUUUGGUCAUAUUUUGUGGUCAUUUGGUUACUCAAUGGUUGACUGAUAUGCUAGUCUUUGUGAUUGAAAGGAAUUAUUUGCUUAAGAAUAAGGUCCUUUAUUUCCUCUACAGUUUGAGGAAAAGUUUUCGGGUUUCGCUUUGGUUAGGAUUGACAUUGUUGGCUUGGGGAUUGUUGAUAAAUAGGGGUGUGAAGAAAUCUAGGAAGACUAUGAGAAUUCUGAAUUAUAUUACAAGAGGUAUUGCUUCUAGCCUCAUUGGAGCAGUCAUGUGGAUGGUGAAAACUUUUUUAGUGAAGUUACUAGCUUCAUCUUUCCAAGUUCAGACAUUCUUUGAUAUGAUUCAAGAUACAAUUUUUCAUCAGUAUGUUCUUCAGACCCUUUCUGGCCCACCACUCAUGGAAAGAACAGCUGGAAUUGAGAACAUCAAGAAUAGUGGUAGGUUGAGCUUCAAAUACUCGAUGAAAGGAAACCUGAAGGGAAAGGGGGAUGAGGUUGUUGAUGUUAAUAAACUUCACAGAAUGAAAAAAGAGAAGAUUUCUUCAUGGACAAUGGGAGCCUUAGUUCAAGUUAUUCGGGGUUCAGGGUUAUCGACUCUUUCGGAUGCACUUGAUAGUGCUGAAGAUGAAGAGGUUGAACAAAAAGAGAUUACAAGUGAAUAUGAAGCAAGGGCUGCUGCUAAAGAAAUAUUUAAGAGGGUGGCGAAGUCUGGCAGGCAGUAUAUUGAAGAAGAAGACCUACUACGUUUUUUCCCCAUGGAGGAAGUUGAUGAUGUGAUCUUGCUCUUUCAAGGAGCUGCAGAAAAUGGUCAGAUCAAGAAAUCAUCUUUUAAGAAUUGGGUGGUAAAGGUGUACACAGAAAGGAAGCUCUUAGCGCAUUCCCUGAAUGACACCAAAACAGCCAUUGAAGAGCUUAACAAGGUUGCAUCUGGAAUCAUUUUAGUAAUCAUUAUUAUAGUAUGGUUGCUUUUAAUGGGAUUUGCUUCUACCAAAGUCCUGGUCUUCAUUUCAUCUCAAAUUCUGCUCUUAGUCUUCAUGUUUGGCAACACUGCAAAGACUUGUUUUGAAGCUUUGAUGUUCGUAUUUGUGACCCAUCCGUUUGAUGUUGGGGAUAAAUGCAUAAUUGACGGAGUUCAGAUGGUUGUUGAAGAGAUGAACAUUUUGACAACAAUCUUCUUGAGAUAUGACAAUCAAAUGAUAUACUACCCGAAUAGCGUUUUGGCUGGCAAACCGAUCACCAACCUUAACCGGAGUCCACCACUGGGCGAUUCUUUGGAGUUCUCUGUGGAUUUCUCAACAUCAGUUGAAAGUAUAGCAGCACUCAAGGACAGAAUCAAAAGAUAUGUGGAGAGCAAACCUCAACACUGGCAGCCUAACCACAGUGUUGUGAUCAGGGAAAUUGAGGACAUGAACAAGCUGAAGAUGGCCCUAUAUGUUACGCAUUCUGUUAACGCUUCAGAUAGAUCCGGACACAGAUCGGACCUAGUCAUGGAGCUGAAGAAAACCUUUGAGGAACUUGAUAUCAAGUACCACCUUCUCCCACAGGAAGUGCAUGUUAGAUAUCUGGCAUAAAACACACACACACGCACACACACGCACACACACUCUUAAGACAAAUAGACUAAUUACAUUAUCAUUCUUUCAUCGGUAUAGUGAAUCAAUAACAGCAUGAAAACUCUUGGUAAGCCAAAUGGAUCAAUGGUUUGCCUAGGUCAUAUCCUCUAUUCUUACCUCUGUUAAGCAAAUUGGUCAAGGAAUGAUCACUAUUGAGCUCAUUGUGUAAAAAUGUUGUUGCUCAAAUGUUUGGAUCGUUUUUUUAGCGUGUCUGAAAGUGUUUUUUGUAUUGGGAAUGUAAAAAAGUGUAUUAGAAAUGUAAAAAGAUAUGUUGGGAUGAGACAGUUAUUAAUAUGUAAUUCUGAAAAAAAGGUACUCAAAAAACAGACCAAACAAUUAGCCCUGCGUCUGCAUCUGCUUGGCAUCCCAGUGUUUGAGGAUCAGAUACCACCGAUGCGGGAUCCUGUCAAAAACUUCAGGGUUGUUCACGUGCAUCCAUCGGGUUCGACAGCCGGCAGGUCGGGGCGAGGCGGACGUACGGUUCCGGAAGGGGGACCAAUCGAGGCUUAACCACCCGGGACAUCCAAUACCAAAACCUCAUGAAUCGUUUGUCGGAUUCGGAAAGACCACUGUAAUCAAAAUCCCAUGAGCAUUCAUUCUUGACGUCAAAAACCAAUUUAUGUAGCAAUAACGCUUUGGUCUGGUAAUCCAUGUUGUCGCCAACGUCAGUCAAUUGGGCCAUGAUUUUGUCCAAUUCACACACUCAUCCACACCGAAAUCAGCCUUCAAUCUAACCAGAUCCAUCUGCUUCUUCAGUUCAGCCACACCAAUCUCCUUCUCUGGCGCAGCGGCUUCCUUCUCAUCCGCCGGCUUUCCUGGCAUAACAUCUUCCGGACAGGGCUGAAGAUAUGGGUUGCUCUCGUCCGCCCUUGGCAUUUUCUCAAACACCCUGUUAUCAAAUAUCCGGCAGAGAAAAAAGAUUUGGGAAUAUUUGUUAACAGUUAACCCACAAAAUAAUACUGAACAAAUUAAGAAAGACUCUCACGUCUUUCUUAUCAAUAGCACAACCAUAAUAGUUUCAAAAUUAACAUGAUCGUAAAUUCUAUCUACUAUCUU